AUGUCUGACGAAGGUUCAUCAACUCCAAAGUCGAAAAGUAUGGAGCCUACUGCAUCCAUUUCGAGUAUAGAAAUUAAAGGUGAUGCCGAUCAUAUCGAAGCUGCUAGUUUUGGUAGUGGUAGUGGUGAAAAUGUUGAUGAUUAUAUCAACAAAUUCUUGGAUAUGUCCAAUGAAGCUAGAGAUGAAGAUCAAAGAGAUAAAAAUAUGACUCUUUCUGAAGGUCUUAAAAUGUUCCCAAAGGCUUGUUUCUGGUCUGUCGUCUUAUCUGCUGCUAUUAUUAUGGAAGGUUACGAUACCAACUUGCUUGCAAGUUUCUAUGCUUAUGAAGGGUUUGCAAGAAAAUUCGGUAAAUAUUAUCCUGACUUGGACCAAUACCAAGUUCCUGCUAAGGAUCAACUUGGUUUGUCUAUGUGUUACCAAACUGGUGCCUUGGUUGGUGUUUAUAUUGGUGGUGUCUUGCCUGAUAGAAUUGGUUACAAACGUACUAUUAUUCCUGCUUUGAUGGUUACUAUUGGUUUGAUUUUCAUCCAAUUCUUUGCCCCUAAUGUCGAUGUAUUGAUGGUUUCAUUUGUCUUGUUGGGUAUCAACUGGGGUAGUUAUCAAACCAUGUGUGUUGCCUAUGCUAUGGAUAUUUCACCAACCCCAUUACGUAUUUAUCUUACUACUUUUGUCAACUGUUGUUGGGUCAUUGGCCAAUUGAUUUCUUCUGGUGUCUUGAAAGGUAUUUCCGGUCUGACUGAUCCUAAUGCUUGGAGAAUCGGUAUUGCCAUUCAAUGGGCUUUCCCAGUACCUAUCAUUAUUGCUACUGCACUUGCUCCAGAGCUGCCUUGGUUCUUGGCUCGUACUGGUCAAUUUGAAAAAGCUAAGCGUUCAUUAACCCGUUUAUUAUCUGACAACAAAAACAUGCCAAGUAAAGAUAUCAUUGCUCAAAGUAUGUUGGUUAAAAUUCAAAUGACCAUCAAAGAAGAAGAAGCUCUUGCCACCAGUGGUUCUAUCAUUGAAUGUUUCAAGGGUUCCAACUGGAGAAGAACUAGAAUUGCUGCUAUUGUGUGGUUGAUUCAAAACAUUACUGGUUCAAGUUUGAUGGGUUACUCUACUUAUUUCUACCAAAAUGCCGGUGUUGACGUCUCCAUGUCUUUCACUUUCUCAAUUAUUCAGUACUGUUUAGGUAUUGCUGGUACCAUUGGUUCUUGGUUCUUGUCUCAGAGAUUGGGUCGUUUUGAAAUUUACUUCUACGGUUUGAUCAGUAUUGUUGUCUUGUUGACUCUUACUGGUGGUUUGGGUUGCUCCAAUUCCAAAUCUCUUAGUAUGGGUGUUGGUAGUAUGCUUAUGAUUUACACUUUUGUGUACGAUUUAACCAUCGGUCCGAUGUGUUACUGUAUUGUUGGUGAGAUGCCAUCUGCACAAUUGAGAUCCAAAACAGUUAUGAUUGCAAGAAAUAUUUUCAAUAUUGCUGGUAUUGUUGUUGCAAUUGUUACUCCAUAUAUGUUGAACCCAACAGAAUGGAACUGGAAAGCCAAGGCUGCAUUCUUAUGGGCUGGUCUUGCACUCUUAUCUGCCAUCUGGGUUUACUUUGAAUUGCCAGAAACUAAGGGUAGAACAUUCGCAGAAAUUGAUAAAUUAUUCCAAGAAGGUGUUCCAGCUAGAAAAUUCAAACAUACUAUUCCAAAGACUUUCGAUAGUGGUGAAAUGAUGGAAAAAUUGGGUGAUAAUGGUGUUAAAGCCGCUGCUCAAAAUGUUGAAGAUAUCGAAAAUGUUUCCAUUGCUGAAAAAGCUUAA
This is a messenger RNA of Candida tropicalis MYA-3404, 1779 nucleotides long. RefSeq lists its product as uncharacterized. Gene Ontology annotation, cellular component: membrane. Gene Ontology annotation, biological process: carbohydrate transport; transmembrane transport. Gene Ontology annotation, molecular function: carbohydrate:proton symporter activity. The transcript has a single exon. NCBI's taxonomy places the organism in Eukaryota, Fungi, Ascomycota, Pichiomycetes, Serinales, Debaryomycetaceae. Bases 1 to 1779 code for a protein of 592 amino acids. The record is from RefSeq and is a predicted model, not a curated record.